Messenger RNA from Acanthopagrus latus (yellowfin seabream), 5324 nucleotides. RefSeq names its product SRC kinase signaling inhibitor 1 (gene srcin1a). Bases 431 to 5056 code for a protein of 1541 amino acids. The record is from RefSeq and is a predicted model, not a curated record. Gene Ontology annotation, biological process: regulation of dendritic spine morphogenesis. Gene Ontology annotation, cellular component: cytoplasm; postsynaptic density; actin cytoskeleton. Lineage: Eukaryota; Metazoa; Chordata; Actinopteri; Spariformes; Sparidae. The transcript is spliced from 23 exons.
GCACCGGCAUGCACAGUCUCCCAAGGCUCAUACCGCUGAAGAGUACGCCCCACUCUCUCUCUCUCACACACACAUACACUCACGCUCUCCCACUCAACCUCUCCCUCACACACAUACACACACACACGUGCUCGCAGUCACACACACGCGCAGUGCUGUCAGGAGCGCCGCUGCUGGACCACAGCCAUCUCGCGAAGGAGGUUCCAGUGGAGGGAAGAGAAAGCCAGAGCGAGCGUGAGACAAAGGGAAGGAGGACGGUAGAAGGAGAGGAGCGAAUAGGAGCGCGGGUACCGGCACAAGGAAGGAGAGACCCAGCGCUUUGUGAAGAACAGAAAGCGAGGGACAGGAGGAGGGAGGAGGAGAGAGGAAAAAAAGAGGAGGGGGAACAGGAAACGCGAUCACUUUCAGCUGCAGCGGUCCGUGUCGCAGCAUGGGCAAUGCACCAUCCCAAGCCAACGCCGGGGCCUGUUUUCCUAAGCAAGAUCCCGAGCGUGGUGGCAGUCACAUGAUCUCCACAGAUGACCUGGAGUAUCCACGGGAGUACCGGACGCUGGGGAACAGCGCCCGGCGCUUCUCCAAUGUGGGCCUGGUGCACACGUCGGAGCACCGCCACACCGUCAGCGCCGCCCAGAGCCUGGAGGCCCUGACCAACCUGCACAAGGCUGACAUGGAACGCAAGAGGGACGCCUUCAUGGAUCACCUGAAGAGCAAGUACCAGCAGCAGCAGCAGCUGCAGCAUCCGCACCACAGCCCGCACCACACCCCACCAUCGCCCUCACCCUCCCACGCCAGCAUGAGGGGAACAUCAGAGCGGUCUGCACGGGAGCAGCAACAGCCCAACUACUGGAGCUUUAAGAGCCGCAGUCCACGGCAUUCCCAGUCUACACAGUCUGGGCUUGCCGACCAGGCCGCCAAGCUCUCCUUUGCCUCCGCUGAAUCCUUGGAGACCAUGUCAGAAGCCGACAUCCCCAUCGGGUUCAACCGGAUGAACCGAUUUCGCCAGAGCCUGCCGCUGUCCCGCUCUGCCAGCCAGAAUAAGCUACGAUCUCCAGAUGAAUUUUCAGGAGUGCUGUUCCUGCAGUAUGGAGAUGAGACCCGUCGGGUGCACAUCACUCACGAGCUGAGCAGCCUGGACACACUGCACGCUCUCAUCGUGCACAUGUUCCCUCAGAAGUUGACGGCAGGUAUGCUGAAGUCACCCAACACGGCCAUCUUGAUCAAGGACGAGGCACGCAAUGUCUUCUACGAGCUGGAGGACGUCCGAGACAUCCAAGACCGCAGCAUCAUCAAGAUUUACCGCAAAGAGCCCAUCUAUGCUUCCUACCCUGCUGCUGCACACCUGGCAAACGGAGACCUGAGGAGGGAGAUGGUGUACUCCUCUCGUGACUCCUCCCCAACUCGCCGCCUCAACACCCUCCCCUCCUCUUCGACCUCAGCUUCUGGCUCACCUUCCCGCUCACGCCUUUCUUACAGCGGGGGCCGUCCUCCAUCCUUUGCCGGGUCCCAUUCCCAGCAUGACCAGCAGCGACAUCCCCACCAUCCUUCAGCCGGCCACACCGCCAACGCAGGCCUGUCUCCUUCGCCCAGCGCCAUCCUGGAGCGCCGCGAUGUCAAGCCCGAUGAGGAAGUGUCAGCGAAAAACAUGGCGCUGAUGAAGAACGAGGGGCUGUAUGCAGAUCCUUACAGCCUGAUGCACGAGGGUCGCCUCAGCAUCGCCUCCACCCAGUCGUUAGCUGCCAUUGGAGAUCCCUUUAGCUUCCCUGUCUCCACUGGCCUGUACCGGCGUGGCUCUGUGCGCUCACUCAGCACCUACUCAGCGGCUGCUCUUCAGGGGGACCUGGAGGACUCCCUCUACAAGCCUGGAAGUUCACUCUAUUCUGACACAUACUCAGCCACGCUGGGCAUGGGUUUUCGCAUGCCGCCCUCAUCCCCGCAGAAAAUCCCAGACAUGCAGAUGAGAGACAGGGACUCAUAUUCUAGCUCACCCAGAGCUUCACCUGUCAGGCAGUCGUUCCGCAAGGACUCGGCAUCCUCCUCUGUGUUUGUUGAGAGCCCGAAGUCGAGGCCCAGCUCCAGUUCAGAGCCUCUGUGUCUGACAGCCGGGCCUGGGGAGGGCGGCAGGGCCACGCCUGGUUUUGGUUCUUCAAUAUCUGGACAGGAUCCUGACGGUAGCAGGUCUGUGGAUCAUCGUCUGGAGCGUAUGGAGGCGAUGGAGAAGCAGAUAGCCAGCCUAACUGGUCUAGUCCAGAGUGUGCUGACCAGAGCACCUGACAGUGACAGCACAUGUGGCCUGCUGCGUCUCUGCAUGAUGGCGGGCUGCCCUCCGGACCAAGGGACGGAGUUCUCACGGCCAUUACCUUUCUCUUCCAGCGAGAAGACCGAAACCAACAGCGACGGCUCCGCCACCGGAACUGGACGGCUGAAGAAGAAAGCUCAUACGCCAUCAGCACCUCUAGCUCUGAUGCCACCACCACCAUCCAACAGCGUCAGCCGCUUGCAGAUGCAGCUUCACCUGAACGGCCUGCAGCAAAACGCCACAGACCUGCGCAAACAGCUCUCGCAGCUACGCAAGACGCAGCUGGAGAAUCAGGAUUCAGUGCGAACUUUGUUGAAGCGGACAGAGGCGGAGCUGAAUGUGCGCGUGGCCGACGCCCUGAGGAAGCAGGAGGAUCCUCUGCAGAGACAGCGCCUCCUGGUGGAGGAGGAGAGACUCAAGUACCUCAACGAGGAGGAGCUCAUCAUCCAGCAGCUCCAUGACCUGGAGAAAUCCGUGGAAGAGAUCCAGAAGGAGUCGUCUGUCAACCACAAGCUGGUGACAGUGCAGGAGCUGGAGGAGAAGGCCACGGUUCUGAGAAAGCUGGGAGAAACUCUCACAGAGCUGAAAAAUCAGUUCCCAGGCCUGCAGAGUAAGAUGCGGGUGGUGCUCAGGGUGGAGGUGGAGGCUGUAAAAUUCCUGAAAGAGGAGCCACACAGGCUUGAUGCCCUGUUGAAACGCUGCAAGACUAUAACUGACACCCUCGCCGCCAUGCGCAAACAAGCGAAUGAAGGGGUGUGGAAGAAGCAGGAAGACUUCUCCAAUCCUUCAUCAAAGCACAACGACGACUUGAGAAAGUUUUCAGACUUUGACAUCCCCACCAGCCCACCACUCACCAUAAAUGACCUUGGGGGAGGCAACAGUCUGUCCAACUGGAGCCCCCACUCCAGUCUCAGCCGUGGCCACGGGAACCCUCACAAGGACAAUCAUCCUCCUGUCCCCCACAAGGGCAAAGCCUUGGAGGAGCUGGAACGCCGUUCUGCUGCUGACAAAGCUUUGUCUGUGGAAGUUCGACUGGCAGCAGAGCGGGACUGGGAGGAGAAGCGAGCCAGUCUGACACAGUACAGCGCCCAGGACAUCAACCGGUUGCUGGAGGAGACCCAGGCUGAGUUAAUGAAGGCUAUUCCGGAUCUGGACUUUGCUGCCAAGCAGAUUAAGCCCUCCUCCAACACACCAUCCUCCCAGAACCUCCAGAUGGGGGCAGCAACCCAAGAGCACCGCGUUAAUAAGCCCCAGCACAAGCUUUCUGGAAAAGAGGGAGGAUCCAGGCGUGGCUCUGAUGAGCUGACAGUACCACGGUAUCGCACAGAGAAACCCUCCAAGUCUCCUCCUCCUCCGCCACCUAGACGUAGUUUCCCGUCUUCUCCAGGUAUGACCAGCCGCAGCGGGGAGCCCCUCAUUCCUGGAAAAAGUAUAAAGAAGUCUGAAUCUGAAGAGACUGAAGCCCAGAAGCCUCACGUGAAACUGAGGAGGGCUGUGUCUGAAAACCCUCGUCCUGCAUCUACACCUCCCACACUCGCCUCGGGGGACAAGGAGGAAAGAGAGGAGGAUAAAAUUGCUGCUGAGCUGGAGCUGUUUGAGAGAGCCCCGCUCAGGCUCACUCUGCCCUCUCCCCUUCCCAUGCUUGUUAGUCCCUGCAGCAGGAAAAGUGUUCCCCCGAGCAGACUGAGCCUGUGGCCCUCUGAGGCCUCAGGUACAGAGGGAAGGAACUUCUCUCCUGUCCCCCACAUCGUGUUGACAGAGUGUCUUCCAACUGCCUCAGAGGAUCCUGUCAGAGAUUUAGAAAAUGAAAUUCCAUCACAAGACUGUACUAGUCAUUGCACCCUCUACCAGACUCAAAUUUCAAAACAAGUGGAAUCAUUUGGAAGCUCUCCUCAGCCACAGCGAGAGCAGUGUUGCUUUAAAGAGGAAGUUGCCCUGCUGUUGACAGAGCUGGAGGUGAGGGUGAUGUCUCCUCUGGAGGCCCAGGAGAUCAGCAGGAUUACAGGAGAGGCUUUACACACACUGACUGUCUCACCACAGACUAAAGAAGUCUCUGAAGUCCAGCUGAGGGACCGGCCUCUCCUGGUGCUCUUCAUGGAGGAAGAAACCGUCAGUCAGGUCUACAGGCGGCUGUAUUCCCUUUUGCAGCCAUCGAAGCCGGUGCCCAAACCCAGAAUAAAAUCCUCCCUCCCCUCAGGCCAGCAGAGCUCCCUGGUAGAGGCUCUGAGGAGAGGCAUAGAGACAGGGGACAGGGUGCUGACACUUCACCACAACACUGAAAUCAAGACAAUUCCUGGGGUACAGCAGCAUUCAGUAAAUACAACUACAUUGCCCGAUGGGUCAGCCAGCUCUGUUGACAGUCUGUCCAACCAAAACCAGAGGAAAAUGAGAGAUGAUAUCAGGCACAGCACCUACAGGAGGCUGGACAGCUUGGAGGAGACAAUACGUGAACUGGAGAACACCUUGAUAGAGCUCAGUGGCCAUCCAACUGCAGAGCAGCUCUACAUUGAGACAUGCAACAAAGGCACUCCUGUGCAGACGACAGGCAGCCCGACCUCGGAGACCAUGAAGCCUCCAGUCCCACCCAAGCCGUCCUCUUUGAGCCCAGCAUCGAUCCAGGGAGGACAUACCAGCAUUGGCAAGGUUCUCCAGUCAUCAGCUGCCUCCAAACUGAAGCACCUGCAGCAGAACAGCACAGACAAGACUAAGAGUGGCAAACGAGAGGACUUCCUGAAGACCCAGGGCCAGCAGCAGCAGUGAGCAACCUGUCCGUGUCCAGCCUCUUCAGCUUCCUCCUCCUCCUCUUCACCUGUCUAGAGAGCUACACACACAUCCUUCCGCCCACCCCACUUUACUUCAUCAGCUUCUCUCCAAAAUCCUCACCGAACCCCAAUCUGUGUGCAUUUGUGGAUGUGUGUGAGCGAGGAUGUGCGCGCGUGCAAGCAUGCAUGCACGGGCAUGUUUGACUGUAAUAGUAAGGGAAGGUGCUGCAGGGGACAGUGCCCAGCCAAUUUUAAGACUUUAAUUU